CUGGGUGCUGUUCUGUCGCUGACCGUGGUUGAACGAGUGUGUGUGUGUGUGUGUGUUGGUCCCUGCUGACUGAGAGACAAGAGCAGACAGGUCCAGUCAUCCAUCAGCACACACACACACACACACACACACACACACUCCAGGGACUGAUGUUGGAACAGUAGCCGUGUGGUGCUGUUGUGCACAGUUGGUACAAGUUACAACAGGCAGUUGUUAAUUAACUCCUGGCCUCUGGCACUUUGUCUCCUGCAGCCGACGGAGCACAGAAUAAUAAAGUCAAUGGUAUUUACAGAAAGAUAAAAAAUGAUUAAAUAAUCUGAUGUUUCAUUGUUGUUUGAUAGAAAAACAUAAAUCAGUCUGUAAAUGUUUCAAUGGUCCAGUCUUUGCUGAUCCAGAGACAAAUUCUAAGACAGAAAUUUAAAUUCUUCAGGAACAAAAAAAAUAUAUAUAUUUUUUUUAGCUUCUCCAGAAUUCACUAAAAUCACCAGAAUGAACCACCGUGUGUCUCUCGUCUCAGGAACAUGAAACUGUGACUCCUUUAAAUCCAGCGUGGACACCUUUGCCCCUGUUUCUCACCCCGUGCUGUAAACGCCCCCAGGGUGAGGGCGAGACACCUGUCACAGAGGCAGCGUCCUCAGCAGCAGCUCCACUUCCAUCCUCUCCUCUCCGCAUCAGCGUAGCAUGGAAAUCAGACUUUUGUGGCUUGGAUUUUGUGCUUUUUCCUGCCUUUGCAGGUGUGCCUCAGCAGCGUCCACCUGCAAACUGAAGGCCAGGUUCACGCUGAACGGCUACAAGGACGUGGAGAAGAAGCAGGUCGUCAUUGGAGGCAUGUUUCCUGUCCACAAACGCAUCGCCUCCACCAACUCCAACAGCUCCAGGGCUCCGGUCUCCUCUGCAUGUGAAGGCUUUAAUUUCCGGACCUUCCGUUGGACUCAGACCAUGUUGUUCGCCAUCAAUGAAAUCAACAACAACAAGGAGCUGCUCCCCGACACCGACCUGGGUUACGUCAUCUACGACUCCUGCUUCACCAUCUCCAAGGCGGUGGAGGGGACCCUCACCUACCUGACGGGCCAGGACGAGGCCGUCCCCAACUACCGCUGUGGCGACGGGCCCCCGCUGGCUGCUCUGGUGGGGCCGGGGGGCACCGACCUCGCCAUCGCCACCGCCAGGAUCCUGGGGCUUUAUCACUUUCCACAGGUCAGCUACAGUUCCACGUGCUCCUUCCUGUCCACUAAGUACCAGUUCCCCACCUUCCUGAGGACCAUUCCCAAUGAUGUGCAUCAAUCUGCGGCCAUGGCCCAGAUGGUGCUCCACUUUGGCUGGACCUGGGUCGGCACCAUCGCUGCAGAUGACGACUACGGCAAAUAUGGUAUCAAAGACUUCAAAGAGCAGGUGGAGGAAGCCGGGGUCUGCAUCUCCUUCUCUGAGACCCUGCCCAAGACGGAGUCGCCUGAGGACAUCCAGCGAAUCGUCGACACUGUCAUUGAAUCCACGGCCAAGAUCAUCGUGGUUUUCUCCUCCGACGUUGACUUCAGUCCACUCUUACUUGAGCUCCUGCGCCACAACGUCACCAACCGCACCUGGAUCGCCAGCGAGGCCUGGAUAACCUCCGCGCUCAUCAACCAGCCCGAGGUGGGGUCACUGUUGGGUGGGACACUUGGCUUCGGUGUGAAGAAGGCGGACAUCCCUGACCUUCAGCGCCAUUUACUGGACCUCGACCCCUAUGAUGAUGACCUUACUGAGGAAUUCUGGGAGACGGCCUUCGACUGCACCCUGGACCCGGUCAGAGCGAUGAGGUCCAAACAGAGGGGCGCCAACGGAACUCGGACGGAGAGAGAAGCUGCAGUGAAGUUCUGUUCAGGAACCGAGUCUCUGUCCAAGCUCAACAACACGUACUCUGACGUGUCGCAGCUACGGAUCACCUACAGUGUAUAUAAAGCUGUGUACGCGGUGGCAAACGCCUUACACAACCUGGAGCACUGCGUGGACGGACAAGGACCGUUCAAAGGGAAGAGCUGCGCUGACAUCAGCAGGUUUGAGCCGUGGCAGCUGAUGUACUACAUGAAGCACGCACGGUUCACGGUGCCACACACAAAUGAAGAGAUCUACUUCGACGACGGGGAAGCCCAGGGCUACUAUGACAUCAUCAACUGGCAGGUCAACAGUGGUGGUGAAGUGUCCUUCGUCACCGUGGGUCAAUACAACGGCUCCGCGGCUCCACAGGACAGGAUGACCAUAGCCAACGGCUCCAUCAUCUGGAACAACGAGGUUCUGGAGCCCCCCCGGUCGGUGUGCAGCGAGAACUGUCAGCCCGGCACCAGGAAAGGGAUCCGACAGGGGGAGCCGGUCUGCUGCUUCGACUGCAUUCCCUGCGCUGACGGAGAGAUCAGCAACUCCACCAAUGCUCGUGAGUGCGUCCUGUGCGGAGAAGAUGAUUGGUCCAACGAAGCUCACGACACCUGCAUUCCCAAAAUCAUCGAAUUCCUGUCGUACGCAGAGGCGCUGGGAAUCACACUGAUUGCCCUCAGUGCAGCUGGAGCGUUAGUCACCAUCACAGUCGGGGUGGUGUUUUUCCUCCACAUCAACACUCCGAUGGUGAAGGCCAAUGACGCUCUGCUGAGCUUCUCGCUCAUCUUCUCGCUGGUCGUGACCUUCCUCUCUUCUAUCGUCUUCCUCGGUGAGCCUCAGGAGUGGAACUGCAUGACCAGCCAAGUGGGCCUGGCUCUGGGCUUCGCCAUCGCCCUGUCCUCCAUCAUGGCUAAAGCGUCGGUGUUGAUGCUCAGGGCCCGGUUCCAGAAGAGGCUCCGGGCUCGAGCUAAAGCUGCGGCUAAAGCCGCCAAAGAGGCCGCUGUAGCUGCAGCAAGCGGCGACGGUCCUGACGUCAUCGUCACCAGCACGGUUACCAACAACGAUACGAAUGUCCUGGAGGAACCAGAGGUUGAUGUUCUCACCGCUGUCCACCAGAGGGUGAUGGUCGCCGGUGCAACGUUAAUACAGGCCAUCCUGUGCACAGUGUGGCUCAUCGUCUUCCCUCCUCACCCGUUCAAAAACACCAAGACCCAGGUGGACUACAUCUACCUGCAGUGCGCCAGAGGCUCCGACGUCCUCAUGUGCAUCGUCUUCGGCUACGACGUCCUGCUGGCCUUCGUGGCCUUCGUUCUGUCCUUCUUAGCCAGAAAGCUGGAGGACAACGCCAGAGAAGGGAAGUCUCUGACCUUCAGCCUCCUCGUCUUCUUCAUCGUGUGGAUAGCCUUCGUCCCGGCCUACCUCAGCACGGUCGGGAAGUUCAUGGUGGCCGUUCAGAUAUUCGCCAUCUUGGCCUCCAGCUUGGGCAUGCUGAUCUGCAUCUUUCUGCCCAAGUGCUACGUCAUCCUGGUGAAAGCUGAACGCAACACAGAGGAGACGAUGAAACCGAGACCGAAACCGCGGGACGGCUCCUCCACCGGAACCUCGGCCUCACUGUCCACGGUCGCUACGACAGUGACCACAGCAAUCGAUUAGAAAGAAACGGAGAAAAAACUGGACCAGAACACCUUUACCCCCCAACCCUCCCCCAAAAUAUAGAAGCGCGUUUUUAUUUACCAUUUGUACUUUACUUAAAAAUGUGAUUAACUCACAUUAUAUACAUGUAAUGAUUAUUUAAUAAUUGAUCAUCCAGAGGAAAGGAAAGUGCUACCUCAGAUAUUACAUAAAACAAAUAAAACAUAAACAAAUACAAAUGUAUUUAAUUAAAAAUGUAUUUUAAAUUUUAAUUAAAUAUAAAAACACAGCAGUCAAAGCACAAUUAAAUGAAUUCCCCGCUGAUUAACCUGGUGUGAUGUUCUAGAAUUUACGUGAUUCAAAAUAUGAUUCAAA
Molecule: messenger RNA, 3855 nt
Organism: Cynoglossus semilaevis (tongue sole)
Lineage: Eukaryota; Metazoa; Chordata; Actinopteri; Pleuronectiformes; Cynoglossidae
Gene: vmn2r1
Product: vomeronasal 2, receptor 1
Exons: 14
Coding region: 682-3501 (939 amino acids)
Biological process (GO): G protein-coupled receptor signaling pathway
Cellular component (GO): plasma membrane
Molecular function (GO): olfactory receptor activity; G protein-coupled receptor activity
Source: RefSeq, a predicted model, not a curated record